Molecule: messenger RNA, 402 nt
Organism: Drosophila subobscura
Lineage: Eukaryota; Metazoa; Arthropoda; Insecta; Diptera; Drosophilidae
Gene: Hyls1
Exons: 2
Coding region: 1-402 (133 amino acids)
Source: RefSeq, a predicted model, not a curated record
AUGGCGGAAAUUGCUCGUUUGUUUCGCGAAAAGCUCUUGGUAGGCGAAAAACCCGCUACGGAUGCCAGUCAGGGCUCGACUCCUGUCCAGAGUUCAGCUCCGGUCAGCAAGCGUCGCAGUCGCAGCAGAAUACGCAAGGCGGCACCAGGAGCACCUUUACUGUCUAGCGGAGAGUCCGAGGCCAAUCUGGAUCAUCCGAUAAAUCGUCGUCGUCGUGGCACCAAAUCGCGUUCGCGUAGUGCCAGCUUAGGCGCCUCCUUGGCUCGCCGUCGUGCUAAAUCGAAAAAGGAGGGACGCAUGACCGAUCCGGUGGCUCUGUAUCAGUACUACCAGAACGAGUGGGACCACUUUCGCAAGCAGAUACCGGGCAAAAAGAAUUCCCGCUGCGGCGUACGCCACUAG